Cyprinodon variegatus (sheepshead minnow) is the source of this 1362-nucleotide messenger RNA. It is a transcript of the gene ch25hl2, whose product is annotated as cholesterol 25-hydroxylase-like protein 2. Lineage: Eukaryota; Metazoa; Chordata; Actinopteri; Cyprinodontiformes; Cyprinodontidae. The record is from RefSeq and is a predicted model, not a curated record. Gene Ontology annotation, molecular function: iron ion binding; steroid hydroxylase activity; C-4 methylsterol oxidase activity. Gene Ontology annotation, biological process: sterol biosynthetic process; cholesterol metabolic process. The transcript has a single exon. Bases 103 to 1023 code for a protein of 306 amino acids.
UAACACCAGGCAGCUGAUUGGAUCUUUUCACUGAUUUAGAACUUUUUCUUUUCCUCUUAAGAGGCUUGUAAGAAAAUAAUCACUUGGUUAGGUCAUUUCUGGAUGAGGAACUGCACAUCAGUGAUGAGCGGGAGCAGGUUACUCAGAACUGAGGCUUUGUCUUGGCUGUCAGCUACAGGAAAUGUGUCUGGGGGCGCAUCCUGUGGCUUAGUUCUACAGCCUCUUUGGGACUACCUACACCAGAACCACCAUGAUCUGCUCAGGAGCCCGCUCUUCCCUGUGGUCCUCUCAGUCUCUACCUACUUCCUCCUGGUUGGAAUCUAUACCAUGCUGGACCUGCUGGCUCCCACUUGGCCCUCCAUCAACCGUUACCGGCUGCAUCCAGACAAACCUGUCACCUGGCCAAACAUCUGGACCACCUUGGGCAUCACCAUCUACAACCACCUUUUCUUCAUCUUUCCUGCGGCGGUUGCACAGUGGCUGUGGAGGCCACCCACUCCUUUGACCAGAGACGCUCCGUCCCUCUGGAGCUUUUUUCUCGGCAUCCUGGGGUGCAUGGUCGUCUUUGAUUUCCAGUACUACCUGUGGCACCUUCUGCACCACCGUGUUCCCUGGCUUUACCGCACCUUCCACGCCAUCCACCACCAGUACAACCAACCCUUUAGCCUGGUGACUCAGUACCUGUCUGGCUGGGAGCUGUUUAGCGUGGGAUUCUGGGCGACAGUAGACCCCAUCCUGCUGAAUUGCCACUGCCUCACAACUUGGGGUUUUAUGGUGUUCAAUGUUUACGUCUCCACCGAGGAUCACUGCGGUUAUGACUUCCCUUGGGCCAUGCACAACCUGGUCCCUUUUGGUCUUUGGGGCGGAGCCCCCAAGCACGACGCUCAUCACCAACGGCCCGGGACAAACUAUGCUCCAUUCUUCUCCCACUGGGACUGGCUGGGGGGAACAAACACAAUGCCAACUGCCUCGGGCUUUUCUGCCUCAGAUGAGCCAGAAGAGCUGAAAGAGAAAAAGGACUGAAGAAGAACACAUUUUCCAUUGACUUUGCUUCUCAUUAUCCCAAGUUAUGGUUUUCGCACUUUUCACAUUCAAAAACUUGUAUUUGUUCUUUCAAUACUCUUGGAACUUAAUCCAAUGUUUUUGUCUUUCUCUGAUCUUCAAUGCAAUUUCACUAACUGGCACUUUUCCUCUGCUAGAAAGGUUUCUGUUAUAUUUUUAUUGAUUGCUAAAAAUGCAGUUUUUUUCCUUGAAGCAAAGUGAUUGCAUAAGAUUCUCAGUUUGUGCUUUUUUCAUAAAAUUUCUCACUUAUGUAAAUGUAUUGAUGUGUUUCCACUUGCAUUUAUCUCAGCUCAGGUCAGG